Molecule: messenger RNA, 2692 nt
Organism: Blepharisma stoltei
Lineage: Eukaryota; Ciliophora; Heterotrichea; Heterotrichida; Blepharismidae
Source: the annotation of a GenBank genome assembly
AUGGACUUCAAUAACCCUGAUUUCUUCGGAUUCAUGCAGCAUGCUCUCCGAGAGAUGACUCCUGAACAAAUUAAAGAGGCUCAGAUGAAAUAUUUUGCUAUGCUUAGAAACACACAAGCUUAUCAAGCUCCUAAUAUACCACCACAAUCAUCCCCCAAAAUUCAAAAUAGUUUUGAAGAUUUAUCCCAAUAGUAUUGUUAGCUGCAUUUUCCAUAAAUAAAAUAUUGAUAUUUAUAAAAAUUCAAAAAAAGCAUUUAUAAUGAAAAAUUAUAUACCUAACUCUCCCCUUCGUGAGCGAGCAAUAAUCAUAGUAAAAAAAUCCUAUUUUUGGGAAAAACCUACCAUCCUGAGCGAACAAAGUUUUUUUUAAUAUAAAAGAAUCCUAUUAAAAUGCAUUUUGAUAUAUAUGUUAUAAUUGUUAUAAUGAAAUCUUUAGUUAAUUUUGCUUAAUUUUAAACAGCUUAACUUUCAAACAGAAUUUUUACAAAUUAAAUUAAUAUUUUCUUUCCAAAAAAGAUUAAAAAACAUUAACCUUCCUCCUUAAGUGAAUAAAAUUUUUAGUUCGCACAGGGAGGGGGAGUAAUUAUAAUGAAUAAAAGCAUACUCACUAAUAUUUUUAUCUAUUUUCAUAUAUAAAACAGUUCAAUUGCUAAUCAGUAUUAUUACUUUUACCUUUAAUUAGGUAUAAUAAGACCAAAUUCAGUAGAAAAUAAAUCUGUCCCUCAGCCUCCUUAUUCUAGAUAUCAAAAAUAUGAAAAUGACGAAGAUUUUUAUGAAGAAGACGAUGUGAUUACUAGCUCACCACUGCCUGAAAUGUCUAAUCCUUCUGAUCAACAACCUAUGGAAGAAGACUUUGAAAAUUAUCUUACAGAAACAGAUAAAAAUUAUGACAAAAAUUAUGUUAGUAGCCAAAGUCAGCCCCAUGAUUUUGAUGAAAUACCUGUUGCUGGUGUCAAGAAAACAUUUGAGCAGCUACUUGAAGAAAAAAUAAAAUACGAGGAAAUUGAGGGGGAAGACAGCAAGCCUGUACAAAAGCGUGAAUUUUUGAAAAGAAACUCUGGCAAAUUAGCUGCAAACAAAAUUAUUGCUAAAAGAGUUGAGAGGCCUAAGCCAUUUGCAGAAGAAAAAGCAAGAAAAUUUACUGAUCCUCUCUUUGAAAUUGGAACAAAAAUUUUAAUCCAAUUUAAAGGAAAUUUAUAUAAAAUUUCCAUAAUAAAUUUAUUUUGAAAAAAAUAAUAGUAGUAGAUUUAUUUUUAUAAAUAAAUUAAUAGACUCAAGAUGGUAAAUGUUAAAUUUAAAAAUUAAAUUGGAUCAAAAGUUAUUUUAAAGAAAUUAAGAUCAUUUUAACCUAUAAAGGCUUCUAUUGAAAGAGUAACACUUGCUCAAAUUAAAGAGGGGGAGUGAGGAAAAACCAAAAUUAGUAAUUGAAGAAAAACCUAGACUAAUAAUGGAAGAAAAAUCGAGGCAAAACAUUGAAGAACCAGCUGAAAAUUCAAAACCUGCAAAACCUUUCCUAAAAAGAGGCGAAGGAAAAAACUGUUUAAAAGGGGAUGAAAAAGCAGCCUUAAUUAAUUAACAGUAUUUAAGGUGUCUGGUACCGCGCCAAAUCUGAGGAAACGGCUAUUACCGAACUGGUGAUGUCACGGGCCAUAUUUCCUCCUAUGCCUCCCUGCAACUGGGCAACUCCGCCAAUCGAUUCCGCCGCCUGCUCAAUUACACUUCUCAUAUGAAAAAGCAGCCAAACCAGAAAAAUCUCAAAUGAAAUCUUUAUCACCUCGUAAAAAAGACAACAAGCCUUCCUCCCCAAAACCUCAGCCAAAGCCGCUUCAAAAGACUCAAAAGCAAGCCAAGCAGCCCAAAGAAGACAAAGCUAUUGAUGAUGACGCAAUUAUAUUUGACUCCAGUGCUUUACAAAGCAACGAAACUCGUCCUUCAGAGCCAAAAAAAAUCAAAAUUCCUAUCUCCAAUGACCCUUCAAAGCAAGAACCAAAACUUCCUACAAAUCCUUCUCCCCCUAAGCCUGGCUCCACAGAAGAAAAAGUGCAAAAAUUAAAUCAGGAAAUCGAAAACAUCAAAUCAAAAAGCCAAGAAGUCCGAAACACUACCAAAGAGCUCGAAUCCAGCAAAAAAGCAAUUGAAGACCAGCUAAUAGUUCUACUAGAAUUUAAAGAUGCACAAAUAAAAGAGCUUGAAAAGUGAAAAGACAGUGAAAUCAAAAGAAUGCAAAAAGAAAGGAAACAAGCUGAAGUCAAUGCGAGGGCUGCUUUGACAGCACAGCCUCAGAAUAAAAAAGAAAAAGAAGAAAUCGAAGAGCUGAAAUCAGCGAUUUUUAAGUUUCAAGAAGAGUCAAAAAUUAAAGAAAUCAAGCAAAAAGAGACGCUGGAGAAACUAAAGCAAGAACUUACACAGAUAAAUACUCAUAAUGCGUUACUGGAAACACAGUUACGAAUGCUGGAUCAACAGCGAAUUAAAGAAAACUGGGGCAAGAAAGCAACUAUUAAAUAUUCAAUAUAACUAAUAAAUGCAUAUAUAUUGAUAAUGAGUCAAGAAAUCUACAUAACAAGCCAGCCAAUGAAAAGAAUGGUUUAUAAUGAAUGAUUUGAUAUCAUCCGCAGGCUCUUGACAGGGAACUAGGCAAUUUUGGAGAAAAAUAAACUUAAUUAUCAAUAUGAGUGUAUAGGCUAUACUAUAA